Messenger RNA from Aspergillus terreus NIH2624, 1584 nucleotides. RefSeq names its product fungal specific transcription factor domain-containing protein. The transcript has 4 exons. Bases 1 to 1584 code for a protein of 527 amino acids. Gene Ontology annotation, molecular function: sequence-specific DNA binding; DNA-binding transcription factor activity, RNA polymerase II-specific; zinc ion binding. The record is from RefSeq and is a predicted model, not a curated record. NCBI's taxonomy places the organism in Eukaryota, Fungi, Ascomycota, Eurotiomycetes, Eurotiales, Aspergillaceae. Gene Ontology annotation, biological process: positive regulation of transcription by RNA polymerase II; DNA-templated transcription.
AUGGUGGACUUUUCCACCUCUCCAGGUGUAGAUGCGGUUUUGGAGAACCUCGCCGUCCUUCCUACUAUCCCGGUUGUGCCAUCCCAGGAGCGAUCCGAAUCUUUAGUCGACGAGUUGAAGCUACUGUCCCUUGAAGCAACAGCCGAACGGCAUCUAGGAUCGUCAUCGGGCCUGUCAUUUGCACGUCUCACGCAAGCAGUCCUUCGCCGUCUCUCCCCGGACAAAGCAGAGUUUGUGUUUGAUGGAGAGCCAGAAAUCGACCCUCACCCGGAGCAAAGUCUGGCCUGGUCGCCUGGAUCAAUCAUUGGGCCUUCUGGCAUCGUCGAUUUUGAUGCGUCGCUGCUAUACAAUCCGUCGCUAUUCACAGAACUUCCACUGCCGCAUCUCGCAGAACACGACGCCGUUCUCGCCGACCUGAAUUUCCCCGACCGGUCGCAUAUCAACUAUCUGAUCGAGUUUUACUUUGCUCACUCGCACACUUUAUAUCCGAUCAUCCGUCGCAAUGAGUUCCUGUCUACGUUGUGGCGCAUCUAUGCUGAUCCUACCGACCCCCUGGCUCAGUCUCCUCUAUGGCUGUUUCGCAUCUGGAUGGUCUUGGCUAUUGGGUCAACUACACACUCUUCAGUUUCUCUCGUGGAUGAAUCCGAGUCAGUGCUAUAUUAUAACAAGGCGAUGGUGUAUUUUGAGGCCGCUUUUGGAUACGGGGACAUGGCAGCGUUGGAGGUAUUGAUGCUCCAAGUUUCUUACUCGUUCUUCAACCAGAUAGGACCGAAUACCUGGUUCUUGGUGGGAGUCGCUGCGCGCAUGGCUAUCGGAAUGGGGCUGCACACUGCGACAACAUAUGAGAGUCUGCCUACCGAUAUUGCCGAGUAUCGCAAGCGAAUCCUCUUUUCAUUGUAUAUGAUGGACCGGUACGUCGAUGACGAGAACAUUCACCCCGACGGAAUCGUUCCCCACGACGGUCUCCAACCGUCAAGCAUGGCAGUGCCACUCCACAUCCUAUCUCUAAGAAAGAUCGCCAGCGACAUUGCCAACAAUGUAUACUCAACCACCAGGACAAGUCGAAUGAGCCCGGCAGAGCGUGAGGAAACCCUCCAGGCCAUCCACCGCAAGCUUGUCGACUGGCGCCGCAAUAUGCCAUUCCCCCUGCCCGAUGUACAUUCUCAGGUGCCUCACUUGAGCAGUAGCUGGUUCGACCUCAACUAUUACACGCACGUAGCGAUGCUCUACCGGCCGUCUCCCCUGUUUCCCACCCUCGACCAGUCCAAAGUAAAGGUGCUGGCCAUGGCAGCGGCAAUGUCCAUUCGCCAGGCGAUUAAUAUGCACCGUCAGCGGAGGUUUGCCUAUAACUGGCUCAACCUGUUGGGAGUGUUCACGUCGACGCUGUCCUUGAUGUAUGCGAUCACCGCUCAGCCAGAUAACUUGGCCAGUGUUCUUGGAGAAACGAAGGCGGUCGAUGAUUUGGAGCUGGCUAUUGAGCUCUUGGAUACUUUUGGUAGGAAGUUUCCUGCUGCAAAGAAGAUUCGUCGGAUGGUCCAGGAGGUCCUGAAGCGGUUUCAGGGGGUUUGCUGUGUUAGCCCAUGA